CUAUAUUUUAUGUUGGAUAUCUCGCAAUGCAGAUUCCAAACAGUUAUAUGAUGCAACGCUUACCUUUAGGAAAACUGGUUGGAGCCAUUGUCUUCGUAUGGGGAGCUAUUAUAGCAUUAACCUCGCUAGGAAAGAAUUUCUCACAGCUGGCUGGACUUCGAUUUCUGCUUGGUUUAUUCGAAGCCUGUGUCAAUCCAAAUUUUAUGCUUUUGACAAGCAUAUUCUACCGUAAGCAAGAAGUUGCUUCUAGGCUUGGUGCUUGGUGGUUGGUUAACGGACUAUGCUCCUCCUUCGGUGGUCUUGUCGGAUAUGGUAUUGGCCAUAUGGAAGGAAUUCAAGGGCUGCACUCAUGGCAAUGGAUUAUGAUUAUCCUAGGAUCAGUUACCAGUCUUCUCGGUAUCUUUGUCUUCUUCUUCUUGAUUGAUGACCCUAGAUCGCCAAAACUUCAUUUGACAGAUGAACAAAAAGUCAUAAUGGAGGAACGCCUGAAAGAUACUGGUAUCAAGAGGUCAAAUAAAAUUGAAUGGGACCAAGUUAGAGAAUGCUUCAAGGAUCCCAAGACCUAUGCAUGGUUCUUAAUUUCCCUGCUGGUCAACAUUUCCAACGGUGCUUUAACCACAUUUUCAGGACUCAUUACUGUAGGACUUGGGUUUUCUGGUCUCAAUGCAAUUUUACUUGGUAUUCCUUCGGGAUUUAUGGACAUCGCAUUCAUCGUUUUUGCAGGAUGGAUACACGGCCGUACUGGAGACUCCUUGUAUACAGCUGCCGUAUUCAUCUUCGUUACUAUCGUCGGUCUUAUCUUCUUAAUCGUGCUGCCAACUGUCGCCAAAUUAGCGGGUCUUUAUCUGGUCUACUCAUACGUUGCUGCAUAUAUUCUGUUCCUUAGUUCAGUGGCUGCCAAUACUAGCGGGUACACAAAGAAACUGCUCACCAACGCAGUCGUCUUAAUUGGCUAUACAAUUGGCAACAUCAUUGGGCCCCUAAUCAUGACAUCUAACCAAGCUCCUCUUUAUGUCGGAGGUGUAGUCGGUUGUAUAUCUGCGAAUGUUGUUGCCAUGGUGGUCUUCAUCGCAAUCCGUACAUGGAUGUCUCGCAUGAACAAGAAGAAGGCUGCAAACCCGACGCGAAAGGCUGAAGACGGUGAAGAUUUGACCGACUUGCAGGAUCCCAAUUUUGUAUAUAGACUCUGAGUCAAUAUUUCUGAUGUAUCUCACCUAUUAUCCUUCGUGUAUUUACUUUGUAGAUGAAAGCGUUUACUAUGCAUUUAACUGCUAUAAAUGAUAGAAGUGGGAUAGUGAAAACAGU
This is a messenger RNA of Umbelopsis ramanniana AG, 1305 nucleotides long. RefSeq lists its product as uncharacterized. NCBI's taxonomy places the organism in Eukaryota, Fungi, Mucoromycota, Umbelopsidomycetes, Umbelopsidales, Umbelopsidaceae. Gene Ontology annotation, molecular function: transmembrane transporter activity. Gene Ontology annotation, biological process: transmembrane transport. Bases 27 to 1190 code for a protein of 387 amino acids. The transcript has 4 exons. The record is from RefSeq and is a predicted model, not a curated record. Gene Ontology annotation, cellular component: membrane.